AUGAUUAAUACCCAAUCGCAUUUAAAUAUUGCUACUGUGAGGCUGAUGAAGAUGCCGCUUGAUCCUCGACCAGACGAAAUCACUGAAAUCCCCGAUCGCAGCGAGCCAGCACAAGUCACCCUCGCCGCGUUCGAUUCAAACGACACCGUAGCUACUACUAGAACCUUUUUUGGGGCCCGUACCAUCUCUGCCGCCACUAUGCUAUCUCAAAUUCGGUUGCGGCGACCGAGAGCUGCGGCUGCGAACCAUGGUGGCAGGAGAACCGAAGUUGUCAGUGUCAGUGUCAGGAGACGUUUACGUACUACGCUUCCUUGUACACAUGACGCAACUUUGCUCAAGUACGAAUGA
Exserohilum turcica Et28A is the source of this 348-nucleotide messenger RNA. RefSeq lists its product as uncharacterized. The record is from RefSeq and is a predicted model, not a curated record. The coding region runs from base 1 to 348 and encodes 115 amino acids. The transcript has a single exon. Lineage: Eukaryota; Fungi; Ascomycota; Dothideomycetes; Pleosporales; Pleosporaceae.